Anoplophora glabripennis (Asian longhorned beetle) is the source of this 2393-nucleotide messenger RNA. Its product is annotated as inhibitor of nuclear factor kappa-B kinase subunit alpha-like. Gene Ontology annotation, cellular component: IkappaB kinase complex; cytoplasm. The transcript is spliced from 8 exons. Gene Ontology annotation, biological process: peptidyl-serine phosphorylation; tumor necrosis factor-mediated signaling pathway; positive regulation of transcription by RNA polymerase II. Gene Ontology annotation, molecular function: IkappaB kinase activity; ATP binding. The coding region runs from base 223 to 2349 and encodes 708 amino acids. The record is from RefSeq and is a predicted model, not a curated record. Lineage: Eukaryota; Metazoa; Arthropoda; Insecta; Coleoptera; Cerambycidae.
UUGGCUCUUGCUCUUGCACUCACACUGUUUUAAUGUUUGAUAUUUUUCAAUCCAAAUCUAAAAAUUACCAGGAGAUAAAUAUAAAUGUGGGUUUUUUAUUAUGGGAAUUAGAGCAAUAUGUUUUCAUAACAUAGAUUAAUCACGUACUGCCUUUGUCUACAGAUUUUGUGCAUGGGGAAUGUGUAAUAUUUUAUAUCUUAUAUAAUUAAAUCGAAAUAAGUCAUGAAUGGCCCUAAUGAAAUCGGAGACUGGAAGAAAAUUUUAGAAUUAGGAUCUGGAGCAUUUGGAAUUGUAAGUCUCUGGAAAAAUGGUAGUAAUGAUGAUUGCAUUGCUAUAAAAAAAUGCAAGUUUAAAACAAAUACUAACCUAUCCGACAAACAGAAACAUCGAUGGAAUAAUGAGGUCCAAAUAAUGCAAAUUAUAAACCAUCCAAAUAUAAUUAAAUACAAACCUAUUCCUCCUGAAUUAGAAAAAGGAUUGCUUAAAAAUAAUCCUACUAAAUUGCCCUUGCUCCCAAUGGAGUAUUGUCGCAAAGGAAAUCUAAGACACCUUUUAUGCAAACCGAAAAAUACUUCGGGAUUACAAGAAGAGGACGUCAGGUGCAUUUUAGAAGACAUAAGCAGUGGUCUGCAUCACUUACACGACUUGAAUAUUACUCACAGAGAUAUAAAACCAGAUAACAUUGUUCUGCAACACUGUGAUAAUCGAAAAGGUAAUACCAUUUACAAGAUAAUUGAUUUAGGUUAUGCCAAAGAAUUAAAUGACACGGUAGUGAGCUUCGUGGGUACCCUGCAUUAUCUGGCUCCUGAAAUUUUUCAGACGGAGCACUAUAAUAGUAGCGUGGAUUUCUGGUCCAUGGGGGUUCUGACUUUUGAGAUAAUUUGUGGCGUUCUUCCAUUCUUACCGCAUCUUCCGCCGAUUCAAAGAUUUGAAGAUAUCAGAAAAAAGGGACCGGAAGAUAUCUGUAUUUAUCUUUCGUAUUCCGGAAGAGUAGCAUAUUCCUCCGAAAUAAAAAAGGAGAAUUACAUAUCGAAUUCGUUAAAACAAAGUAUAGAAGUCUGGCUCAGACAUGUUUUGCAAUUCGAUCCAAGAGUACGAUCGCUAGAUUUUCCAAAUGAUGUCAAAGUUUUUGAUUAUUUAAAAAAUAUUUUAAAGAAACGAAUCAUCACAGUUUUUUCUGUUCCGAAACUCGAAUUUUAUUCUUAUGAAAUAAACGAAAGUACGCUGUUUAGCACACUAGAAGAAUGGAUAUCGAGAGAUAUUAAAGUGCCGAAAAGCGACAUGAUAGUCCUUUUUAAUAAAUACAUGACUAGCAUCGAUCCUUCCAGUCUCGUCGUGGAAAUUUUAAAGAAUAGUAAUAACGUAUUCGUUUUUAAAAGGGGUAUAUUAAUGAACGAUGCUGUGACGUACAACUUUCCGAAACUAAUAAAGGAGUUGAUACAAUCAACGCUGAAGUUCGAUAUGCGGUUUAUUAAACCGUUAUAUGCUCAAACAGUUUACUAUGUAACAACCGAAAAGGCCAUCGUGGAAACGUUUAAAGAGAGCUUUAAUCUGUUUAUAGCCUAUUUAAAGAAUUUGGUGGAAUAUUUGAAACACAACGCUACUAGUUGCACCAAGAAUAUAGUAAAAAUUAUCACUCAAAUUGAGUGUUACAAUAAUAUUCGAAAGAACAACGCUUGUAUUGUCGAUUUGAAUACAAACAAGGAGUAUAAAGAUUGUUUGACGCAUUGCCAGAAGUUAUUGACAAGCUUAGAUAAAAGCAUAGCAAAUUUCGAUGAACUGAAGAAGAAAAUUACUGUGAUUAUAAAACGGCAUCAGGUUUUAAACGGACUUCUACCAGAAAUGGAGGAAAUUAUUAAUAAUUGUAACAUAGAAGAACAGUAUCAAAAGGUUAUUACCCUAAUAGAGAGGAGUGCCAGUAAUAAGGAGAUUAACCCUAAAACGUUUACUUCCAGUAUUAAAGAUAUUGUUUUAGACACGGUUAAAACUAAAGAUACGAUGAUACGUAGCAAGCGAUUUAAAAGUUACAUUAGUGCAAUGGUUAAUGUACAGAAUUCAGUAGAGGCUUUAAUGUCGUGGAUUUCACAGUACAAUAAUCACAUUGCCGAAUUGUCGAAAUCUUUCGAACAAAGUGAAAUUGCAUAUAAGAAUAUUAUUGUAAAAGCUACGGAAAAUAAAAAUAAACGUGUGCCUGAAGUAGAUUUAAGUCGUGAAUUGCUCAACCUGCCUACUACUUAUUUGAUUCAAGAGAACAAACAUUUGAGAUUUCAGUUUGAGGAAAUACUCUCUAAAAGUAUUUUGUCCCACAAAAACUAUUCAGAUUCCAUCAAGUCCUGUAGUUUUUCUUAAAUAUAUAUUUUUUAUUUGUUGUUAUUAUAUGAAGUUUUAUUGCG